AUGUCUGAUCCAGCAUCAUCAAGAAUAUCCAAUCUCCUUAAGACCGAGGAUGAUUUGGCUACGCUUGACAAGUUCAGACAAGAGUUUGUAAAGGAAAAGGAGAACAUAGACAAGCAGUUGUCUGCCAUGACGGAGCUACAGAUAAGCACCAUACAACGAAGCUUCGAGAGACUCAAUGAACUGAUAACCAAGGCAAAUGCCGUCAAGGAGAACUUAGGGUAUUUGAAUCAGACAUUUGAUUCUACUGUCAAGGGGUUACCUCAUUAUGAUAUGAUGCGUCAGAUUACCCAUGCCAAUCAGUACUUGGCUCAGGUGUCCAACAUUAAGGACGACAUUUACUUGUUUAAGCCCAGAAUCAAGGAGUUGGACAUGCUUAUACAAAAGGAGUUCUCGGAGAUGAGCCAGGAUAUAAUGUAUACUGCACCCAACUUACUUCAUAUUCAUUAUUGUUUAACGCAACUACGGAACUUUAUGGACUAUUUGGAGGCGUAUCUGGGUAGGCUUUCGGAUGACUUCAAGUCUAUUUUGGAAAAUAUCAUAUCUCCGGGGAAGAAUGUAAUUCGGACAUUUGAUGACUUGUUGAAUGAGUGCAUCAUCAGUUUGACAGAGGCAGUUAAAGAAGGGAAUGUGGAAAUUGUAUAUAAGGUUAUUUCAUUGAUAGAGUUUGAGUCUCUGGAAGACUUGAAGGUUCUCAUAAGAGAACAACUUAUAGGGAAUGAUGAAUACUCGCAAAGCGAUACGGCCAUCCUGGUUGACUACACCAAAUACCGUUGGAAGAGAAGAAACUACAGGAAGUUCUUUUACGAUAGACUAGAGGCAUCUUUAGCAGAUACUUUUAACAAGUGUGUAGAUCAUUUCCAACUGGACAGAAUGUUGGUUUAUGAAAACUUGAAUUGGCUUGAAGAUGAGUUGGUCUUUGUUCACGAUUCUUUAGCUCCCAUUUUCCCUUCAAGCUGGAACAUUGCUCAAUUCAUUGAAUCAGUGUACUACAAUAAGCUACACCGUUUUACUAUGGAGGUGAUCAAUUCUGAUCCUCCGGCUGAAGAUUUGAUGAAAAUUUUGGCAUAUGAUUCCCAUUACAGUCAGUUUGUUACUGCAAUUCAUGUGGAAAACAAUUCCAAAUCAAAAGACAAGCUAGCUUCUAAUAUUCAAAAGUCAAUUAUUGGCGAAGAUCUAAAGAAUGUGGUUUUGGAAGAUUACUUGAAGGUUAUAGUAGGGAAGAUGACUGAAUGGAACGACAAUUUGAUGAAUCAAGAGACUAUUACCUUUCAACUGAGAGACCAACCACCAGAUUCAUAUUCUUACACCCAAUUUUACGAAGAUGAAGAUGAAAAUGACCAGUUGUUGACUUAUGAACUUGUUGGUGAGGUAUUUGUGCUCCCUGAUUUCAAGGUUCCUUUGACAAUGAUUAAAGAGCAAGCUGACGUGGCCGUUGAGUCAGGUUAUUCCAAAAUCUUGGUUGGUGUAUUAGAGAAUUGGUCAAAAAAUUAUAUUAGACGGACCCAUAACUUCCAACGUGUGGUAGGAGAAGAACUAGAAAAAUAUAUGUCGGUUUACACUAACCAAAAGUACUUACUGAAGGAAAGUAAACUUAAAAGAUGGUUCAAAGUCAAGAAAGAUGAUGGAGGAGAAUUUGAUAUUGAAUUGAUGACUGCAGAAGAAAAGGCAGAAGUCUCAAAACCAGGUAUAAUCGAAUACCUUACUGCCUUAGCAAAUACUUAUGAGAUCAACACUGAUCGUUUGCAAGAUAAAUUUCUUCCUAACUAUUUGGAUAAAGUCCAUUCUUCCUUUCAUACUCGGAUAGAAAAAGCAUUCACAGACACUUUGGGUCCAAGUACGGAUUUAAAUGCUCAAAUUAUCACUUCAAUUGUUACAAUUGUUAUCAAUGAUUUAUAUUCAACGCUUGCCAAUGUAUUCAGUAAAGCCUGGUAUGAGGAAGAUGAAAUUAAUGGUACCACCCUGGCACAUCGGAUUGUGGAGACUUUGACAGAGUACAUGGCUGAGUUAAGGGGUUACGCUAGUUACGAGCUUUAUCUGGUUACAUGGACCAUUUUGUUGGACCAAUUCAUUUCAAGGUACAUUCAGUUUGGAUAUGAAAAUAUAUUGCAUGGAAAUGGGAAAAAGAUUGACCCGCAGGCAACAAAGAAAUACAAAUCUUUCAGUGUGGCAGUUACAAGAGAUGUAACUAUACUUUUUGUUGAAUUAGAGCACCUAUUCACCAGAAAAGACAAGGCUUAUUUGUUGAGUAGUUUGAGAGCCAUUGAGUUUUUGGGAGAUCUAGGAACUUGUGAAGCUCCACUGAUUACCAUUCCACAAAUCUGGGAGAAUGAAGUGUUACCAGCUUUCCAUAAUUGUUCCAUUGAAUAUAUCCGAGGUGUGUGCAUGUGCAGAAAAGAUAUGGAUAAAACACAAGUUGCACUGUUAAUUACCCAUUUGGAAAGAAUUCAAGAACGUUUCAAUCAAGAUGUGGAACCUUUGGAAAUACCCACAAUGACAUUGAAUGAAUUCUCCUUCAGUUAA
Messenger RNA from Lizanozyma spartinae, 2520 nucleotides. It is a transcript of the gene SEC6, whose product is annotated as SNARE-binding exocyst subunit. Gene Ontology annotation, molecular function: SNARE binding. Gene Ontology annotation, biological process: exocytosis; exocyst localization. The transcript has a single exon. NCBI's taxonomy places the organism in Eukaryota, Fungi, Ascomycota, Pichiomycetes, Serinales, Debaryomycetaceae. The record is from RefSeq and is a predicted model, not a curated record. Bases 1 to 2520 code for a protein of 839 amino acids. Gene Ontology annotation, cellular component: exocyst.